Vidua macroura (Pin-tailed whydah) is the source of this 4272-nucleotide messenger RNA. RefSeq names its product hydroxysteroid 17-beta dehydrogenase 12 (gene HSD17B12). Gene Ontology annotation, molecular function: oxidoreductase activity. NCBI's taxonomy places the organism in Eukaryota, Metazoa, Chordata, Aves, Passeriformes, Viduidae. The record is from RefSeq and is a predicted model, not a curated record. Gene Ontology annotation, cellular component: endoplasmic reticulum.
GGUGGCACCUUACGUGAGCUCUUUCCAAACUCUGAAGCGGGAAGAGGUUAGGAAAUGUGGAAUGAGAUGAGGAAAGAGAAAUUGUACAGCACUUGUAAAUCCAUUGAGCUUACAAUCAGUGGUCUGCAGGAGUGGAGCUGCAAGGGGAUGCCAGGCCUGAGGCGUGCCAGGAUUUGGCAGAUAAGGCUCCUGGAGGCUUCUUCUGCCAUUGGCAUGGCGUGUGGCAAGUAACACAAAGGAGUGGAUGAGGGGAACAUGGCUGCAGCCUGGCAGCUGGUACAGCUUGGAGAUCUUCAGCAGUAGUGGCUGGAUUUGGGUAUGACCUUUUUGCCAGUCCAGGAGGGGAAGGAAAGGCAACAUUAAGAUUACCCCCUGUGCUACUUGUUGUUAAUAACUCGGAUGCAGAUCUCCAGAAAACCUAAUAUAGGGAAGGUUUCUUACUGCUUGAACUAAGGUCAUUGUCAAAUAAGUGGUAUAAAAGGCUUGUUUUCUAGAAAAAAAUGUUGGCACUGAAAGUUGCAAAGGGCUCCCUUUAAAAACAGCGGUCCCCUAUACCUCAACUGGUCUUCUUUGACAUUUUAAUUGACCCACACCUUACACGAAAUUGCCACUCAUUUUCCAUGUUCCUCAGCCACUCCUGCUGUUUCAGCCUGUUGAGGUAAUACGUCUCAACCAUGAGCUAUUUCAGGGCUUCAGCCUCCCACAGCCUACAUUGUCCCAUCUCCUCUCCGCGCCAGGCUGCUCCUGGGAGGGAGGGAAAAACACGGGUCCAUAAGUGAGGUAGGGUGGCACGGCCCUGCAGGUGGCUGGAGGUGGGACAGAAGGCAGCAGAGCUUUGUACCCUUCAUCACCAUGGAAGGAGCCACCGACGGAGUGUGUGUGUCAUUUCAGAGGUGUCUCCUACACUCCUCCUAAGUCUAGGCGUUCCUAACCCCAUCGUGUGUGGGGCUCUGGGAGAGAGGUCGUGUCAAGCGGGCAGGUGAAGGGCGACGGGGCAGGGCAAGUCCAGGCAUGGCACAACAAGUGGUCAGCUCAGGGGAAAUAUUUCAGGAAGUCUCCGUUGACCCUGGAUCUUGUCGGGGAAGACAGAUCGAGGCCGGCCGGACGGGACAACGCUGCCAGCCCCGCGGUGCGUGGGGUGCAGUGCCAGCUGGGCUGUGGUGCUCAGCCCCUCUUUUCCCAGGAUGGAGUUUCCCUGGUGCGGGUUCUCUUUGCCCAGGGGUCCCUGCGGACCCGUGCCGUGCCGUGGCGAUCGCGGCGCGACUCGGUGGGCGAGCGCAGUGCGGGGCUGGGGGGAGGGGAGCCGAGGGACAUAUUCGAUUGCGAGGCGGAGCCUGAGCAUUUUAUGAAUGGGCUCAUAUGACGUCAGUGGGGGAGGGAGCGGAGGCCCCGUCUUCCACCAGUCCUGCGGGGUUCCUGGGCGGUGGGACCAAUCGAAGUGCGGCGGCCAGGUGACGGCCAUGCUCGCUGGCCAAUGGCGGCGAGAGACCGGUGCCGACCACGUGGGGCGCAGGCCGCAAGUAGUACGGGGGCGUGUGGCCGCUCGCUGCCUGCCCCCCCCUUCCCGGCGCGGCGGGCCGGGCGGCCCCAGGGCGGGCGCGCCCGGCCGCGUUGCCGGGUUACCCGGUGGCUGAGAGGCCCCUCCGCCAAUCGCGGCGGGGCGGGGGCGGGCGCCGUGACGGCUGCGGGGCGGCGGUGGCCGGGAGGGCUCAGUUCGGCCGCGGCAGCCUGCAGCAUGGUGGCUCCUGCCGCGCUCCCGGCCGCCGGCCUCUUCUACUGGGUGGGCGCCCUGGGCGCUCUCUACGCGGCGGCGCUGGCUUCGUACCGUCUACUGGCCGGGCUCCGCGUCUGGGUGCUGGGUAGCAGCUCUGUGGGGCCGGCGCUGGGCGCCUGGGCAGUGGUCACAGGGGCUACUGAUGGGAUUGGAAAAGCCUAUGCAGAAGAGUUAGCAAGACGUGGAAUGAAGGUGGUUCUAAUCAGUAGGUCAAAAGAAAAACUGGACCAAGUUUCUACUGAAAUAAGGGAGAAGUACAAAGUGGAAACAAAAGUCAUUGUGGCAGACUUUGGAGACAGAGAAGAUAUUUACAAUGGAAUCAAAGCAGGAUUGGAAGGCCUGGAGAUUGGUGUUUUAGUCAACAAUGUGGGAAUUUCCUAUGCUUAUCCUGAAUAUUUUAUUGAUAUUCCAGAGCUGGAGAAGACAAUCGACAAAAUGGUUAACAUUAACAUCAUGUCUGUUUGUAAGAUGACACGAUUGGUGCUGCCCGGCAUGCUGGAAAGAUCAAAAGGAAUAAUCUUGAAUAUCUCAUCAGCUUCAGGGAUGUGUCCAACUCCACUGCUGACUCUUUAUUCUGCAACCAAGGCUUUUGUGGAUUACUUCUCCCGAGGCCUCAAUGCAGAAUACAAGAGCAAGGGCAUCAUUGUGCAGAGUGUUCUACCAUAUUAUGUCGCAACAAAAAUGUCCAAAAUCCGCAAGGCAACCCUCGAUAAGCCCAGUCCUGAAACGUAUGUCAGAGCUGCCUUGGGCACGGUGGGCCUGCAGUCCCAGACCAAUGGGUACCUACCUCAUGCACUGAUGGGAUGGGUCAUCUCUCUUCUACCUACAUCUACUGCUAUAAACUUAAUAAUGAAAACAAACAAACAAAUACGGGCUCGCUAUUUAAAAAAAAUGAAGGAGAAGUAAGUGGGAAGCAACUUGUUCUUGGGAACCUGGGACUCCUGCAAGUUCCACACCAUGUUGCAACAUCAAGUAGACCUAAUGUUUUAAACAUCUCCAAUCGUAGGUGUGCUUUCUAACAAGAGAACAGUCUUGUUUUGAGGCUACAGAUGAAACAAGACAGUUGACUUCUAAAAUUGAUUGAAAAAUAUGCUUUAUUUGUUUAUAGAUAUUAUGAGGGGGAAGUGCUUUGAACUAAAAUUGCAUUGUGCUUUAUGAUACUUUCAUGGGCUUGGAUCAGACAUCACGCUGUUGAAGAACAUCUUGGUUAUAUAGUGUUCAUCAUAUCUAUUAUUGUGCUCAUGGGUGAAGGGCAGAAAAAAAAGUAGUUCUCAUAUAUUCCCAGACAGGUGGGCAGGAGAGGAAAGGGAGCAUAAUUAUUUAAAAAGGUAACCUUGUACUAUUUUCAGAGUAUUGACCUCUUGAAGCUCAGGUUUUGGAUACUUGUAAGGAUUCUGCACUAUCAGAAUCCUUUUAUGAGUGCUCCCCUGCUUAUGUGGUCCAGUGUGAUUUUUUUGGUUAUGAACUUGAGGGAAAUGGGCCAAAAACCAAAAUAAGUGUAAUAGCUCAUCUAUAAAUAUAUACAUAAAGUAACAUUGCAAAAAGCAUUUAAAAUCUGGGGUCUUGAAUAUGGAUUCUAACUUUUCAGUAAUAUGUAAUCUUCAUGAUUUGUAAUAACAUUUUUAAAAGUUCAGUGUCUGCUCUUUGUAAUAGGUGGUGAUAACACAAUGUAGAUAAAUGUCACAAGUUACAUGUUACAUGCUGGUUGCUAUGUAAAAGAUUAUGGGUACUUUAAAUGCAGAGCUUGAAAUUAGUUACUCUCCUUGUUAGUAAUGGUGGUUAAAUUAUUUUUGAAAUAUUUAUCAGUCUGUCUUUCUAGUGAGGUCCUUUGAAAUGUGAGUCCUGAAUAUUUAGAUGGCUUUAAAAAUGAGAACCAGGAAAUGUCUUUAAGAGUAGAACAGUUUUAAUUUACUUGCAUUAAAAUUAACUGUUUUUUUUCAUGGUCCUGUUCCAAAGUGGAAUGCUCCUAUGAGGCUCAAGUUACCUAACUCCUGGACACAGGGAUCAGAGUACAUGAGAAGUCUGCACUGCUGUUGUCUGUAUUUACCUACUCUUUAUUGAAGAUUUUGGUCUCUAGCAUUCCUUUUUAUAAACAUAAAAUAUAUAAAACUUGCAAGGCAAAUGAAAUUGCAAGUAUCUACCACUAUUUUCUCUGGUAACUUCCUAUGGUUGAAGAGGGGAGGUUUUUUCUGUUCUUCAAAGAAUAAUUUCAAGCUCUGAUUUUGAAGUAAGAUGUGUUGCACUGAGACAUGAUUUGGGGCUAACAUUUCUGUACAUUGAAAAAACCUGAAUACCGAUGCAAUGGUGCUGAUCAAAUCUGAGAUGCAGAUCCUAUCCCAUAGUUUUCUUAAUUUUUUGGAACAGGGAUGGUGACGGUGGUGGUAUUAGUUCUCUAAGAGCACGUGGUUUGGUUUGCUCUGGAUCUGAUGUGAAAGCAUUGGACUAAAAAAUCUGUAUGUUUUUGACUUUAAAACAAAUAAAAUGGAAAUUACUCUUGA